AUGAAUCGACACAAUUUUUUUCGAAUUGUCAUAAUUGGAUAUUUUCUGUUUGACAAAUGUCAUGAAUGUCAUGAUUACGAUAAUUAUCACGAUUAUCAUCCAGUACCAGAAGGUUACUACUGGCGAGAUUAUACGAGCGAAAUACCUGAAGACGCAUACCCGGGUGGAUAUGAUGUAAACAAUAAACCCACCUAUAUUGGUCAAGCAUUUUUAACCGGCAUUGGUAUUAUACCGACGACUGUUUACCGUGGUCAAACCGGUAUGAACUUACCCUGUAAUUGGAAAGCGAAUUACUCUAAUCUCGGCAUGAAAAUACUUUGUACUUCAAACGCGAAUUUUCUUUCUUGGGAAAAUGCCACUGGUUCGGAUCUACAUUUGACUACAACUGGUAAACAAUUAGUCAUUGGGGGCUACGAAAUUGGUAAAAUGAUUAACGUUGGACGAGUGAUGUACCAAGGUGAACUAAUCGUGGGAAAAGUGCUUGUGUACAACAAAGGAGCGGCUAAUUUGCACUUUAUUGGUGGUGGCACAGAAGUUUCUGUUCCUUCAUAUCAAGUUUUAGUAGAGAAUUUUCCAAAUAAAUCUUGUUAGUCACUACAUUCG
Molecule: messenger RNA, 603 nt
Organism: Zophobas morio
Lineage: Eukaryota; Metazoa; Arthropoda; Insecta; Coleoptera; Tenebrionidae
Exons: 3
Coding region: 1-591 (196 amino acids)
Source: RefSeq, a predicted model, not a curated record